ACAGCCGUUCCAUUGUCCUCUCCGGUUGGCUUCGCGGAUCUAUCGUCAUACCCCUCAGAUAUGGCGACAUCCUCCGCAGUCCAUAAGCCGAACCGGACGACCCGGAGCCCAGCUCAUGAGCUUCCUACAAGAACGGCGCGGGCUUCCGUGAAUGAGUUUAGCUUAGGAUAGAAUAAGAAACAGAAACACUAAUAACUAUGGCCGAACAACAACAAAAGAAGAAACAACUGCACCUAGGCGCUUUUAUGCGUCCAGUGAGUCUACACACUGGCGCAUGGCGAUACCCCGGCGCUUAUCCCGACGCCAACUUCAACUUCCAGCAUAUCAAGUCGUUCGCGCAAAAGCUAGAAGCUGCCAAAUUUGACGCCUUUUUCAUGGCUGAUCAUCUAGCCGUGCUGAACAUGCCGAUCGAGGCUCUUCGGCGCAGCCAAACAGUAACGUCUUUUGAGCCAUUCACUCUACUGUCCAGUCUAGCCGUCGUAACCGAGCGCAUUGGUCUUGUUGCUACCGCCUCGACAACUUAUGACCAACCCUAUCAUAUUGCGCGGCGCUUUGCAUCUCUCGAUCAUAUAAGCGCUGGGCGUGCCGGUUGGAACAUCGUCACGACCGCUAACCCUGACUCCGCGCGCAAUUUUGGCCAGGAAGAGCACAAAGAGCACGGCGAACGCUACGCCCGAGCUCGUGAGUUUUACGACGUGGUGACCGGAUUGUGGGAUAGUUUUGCCGACGAUGCCUUCGUGCGCAACGUUGAAAGCGGUAUCUUCUUCGAGCCGGAGCGCAUGCAUGUGCUUGACCACCACGGGCCCGAGCUUCACGUUAGAGGUCCGCUGAACAUCGCACGGCCUCCCCAGGGCUGGCCGGUGAUCGUACAAGCUGGACAGUCGGAGCCCGGGAAGCAAUUAGCUGCCGAAACGGCCGAGGUGGUAUUCUGCGCCCCGCGGAGUCUCGAGGCCGGCAAGGAGCUCUUCAAGGACGUGAAGGGCCGACUUACCGCGGUGGGUCGUGAACCCGAUGACAUCAAGUUGCUCCCUGCUGCCUUCAUAGUCAUCGGGGAUACCGUCGAGGAAGCCCGCGCAAAACGACUAAAGCUAGACAGCCUCGUACACUAUGAGAGCUCGGUCGCGUCGCUCUCGAUCGCACUUGGUGCCGACGCUUCCCAGUUCGACCCGGAUGGCCCGUUGCCGACAGAUCUUCCCGAGACAAAUGCGAGCAAGUCAGGUCGCGAGGGGGUUAUGAAGCUCGCGGCAACAGAGGGUCUGACCGUUCGCCAACUUGCACAAAGAUAUGGUGGUUAUUCGGGACUCGCUUUCGUCGGUACAGUAAAGACGGUCGCUGAUGAGAUGGAACAAUGGCUUGUACAAGAAGGUUCGGAUGGCUUCAACGUCGUCUUUCCAUUCUUGCCACAGGGCCUUGAUGAUGUUGUUGAGCGCCUGAUCCCUGAAUUACAACGACGAGGUAUCUUCCGCAAGGAUUAUGAGGGGACGACUCUGCGUGAACAUUUGGGUCUCAAACGUCCAAAGAACAAGUUCUUUCCCUAAUGGUAAAGCGGGCCUAUAUUUAAAGAUAGCUAUAAUUACCAAUAAUACUUAAAUGGAUAUGAUGUUAUUAACUAAGCUAUGUUGGCUUCAUGUACCUCAUCAGUUUAGCAUCGUUCACGUUGUGAAUUAUGGAAUUUUGAACUUAUUUCUAGCUCAA
This is a messenger RNA of Annulohypoxylon truncatum, 1695 nucleotides long. RefSeq names its product monooxygenase. NCBI's taxonomy places the organism in Eukaryota, Fungi, Ascomycota, Sordariomycetes, Xylariales, Hypoxylaceae. The coding region runs from base 198 to 1538 and encodes 446 amino acids. The record is from RefSeq and is a predicted model, not a curated record. The transcript has a single exon. Gene Ontology annotation, molecular function: monooxygenase activity; oxidoreductase activity, acting on paired donors, with incorporation or reduction of molecular oxygen.